Molecule: messenger RNA, 1109 nt
Organism: Arabidopsis arenosa
Lineage: Eukaryota; Viridiplantae; Streptophyta; Magnoliopsida; Brassicales; Brassicaceae
Source: the annotation of a GenBank genome assembly
UCAACAAACAAACAAAACACAAACCCUAAGAAAAGUCAUCGAAAAGGAAAACGAGAAAUAAACAAAAGAUGGGUCCAGUCUCAAGUUCUUGGAGUUUCAACAAAUUCUUCGCUUUAGUUUGCGUUGUUUUCGCCAUCUCCGGUGAGUUCGUCGCCGGAUACUAUCGACCAGGCCCAUGGAGAUAUGCUCACGCCACUUUCUACGGUGAUGAGACCGGUAGUGAAACCAUGGGUGGUGCAUGUGGGUACGGAAACCUUUUUAACAGCGGCUACGGACUGUCCACGGCGGCGCUAAGCACGACAUUGUUCAAAGAUGGUUACGGAUGUGGCCAAUGUUUUCAAAUAACAUGUUCGAAAUCACCUCAUUGUUACUAUGGAAAAUCAACAGUGGUCACAGCCACCAAUCUUUGCCCUCCUAAUUGGUACCAAGACUCCAACAAUGGUGGUUGGUGCAAUCCUCCUAGAACCCAUUUCGAUAUGGCUAAACCGGCUUUUAUGAAACUCGCUAACUGGAAGGCCGGUAUCAUCCCAGUUGCAUACCGAAGAGUGCCAUGCCAAAGGAGUGGAGGUAUGAGGUUUCAAUUCCAAGGUAAUUCUUAUUGGCUUCUCGUCUUCGUCAUGAACGUUGGUGGCGCCGGAGACAUCAAGAGCAUGGCCGUGAAAGGUAGCCGCACAAAUUGGAUAAGUAUGAGCCACAAUUGGGGAGCCUCUUACCAAGCUUUUUCCUCUCUUUACGGUCAAUCUCUCUCUUUCCGGGUCACUUCUUACACCACCGGUGAAACCGUCUAUGCUUGGAACGUUGCUCCGGCUAACUGGAACGCCGGUAUGACUUACAAGAGCACCGCCAAUUUCCGUUGAAAUUACGCUUUUGACCUAACAAAAACUCAAACGGAGUUUUCACUUCUUUUAUUUCCUUUUUUAAAAGAGUUUCGGUGGCCUUUUUUGUUGUGGUGGCCCGGCUUUAUGUUAUACAUCUACAUGUAUGUAUAAUGUAUGUAUCUAACUGUGAUAUAACUCUUCUUAUAAAAAUCAUGAAGUCAACACUUCUUGAUCAAGGGAAUUUCGUUUUGUUAUUUGUAAAUUUUCUACCAAUAAAUCGCUUGCUUUUGU